CUUGAGGUAUUGCUAGAGUGAACGAGCGCGAGGGAGCGAGCAACGCCAUUUUCUCAAUUCGCGGGUGAAGACUGUGCGCGGUGUGUGACUUGUUUGAUAAAGUUUAUCCACGAUUCUGCUUCACGACGUCGAAAUUACGGGCUGUGUGACGGCCCUGGUGUAUUCACCAGUGUUAUGCAUAGACACGCGGCCAGCUGUGUGGUAGAUAUGGUGAGUUCAGAGAGAUCGAAGCGCUCCCGGGAGACGUGACGUCUUGUCAGUCGGCCUUUUCCCAUUCCCCCUUCUUGGUGAGCUCCCGCAGGGAUGGGUCGUGCAGAGUUGUCGCUCAUGAUAACGUAACAUAAACUAAACGGUAAAUCGAGCGCAAGUUUGCAGUCCUUGUCGAUUACUAUUUCACGUGUAAUAAAAAGAAUCGUGGUGGAAUCAGGAGCUCGUAAAAUGUUUCGUUCGGGCCAAUGGGCGGAGGUUUAGGGCGGCACAUGGCUGUUGGGGCGCCGGCUGUGCAGGGGGUGGUUUUCCCGACGCUAGCUCGAACUGACGAAAAUUCACCGUUCUUGUCAGUUGCGAUAUUCUAUGCGUACGUAUAUCUCGAUCGUGAUCGCGUGUAAUUGCGGCCGGUCACGGUUCGGAUAACAAGUUCAUAGUGACAGUGGAAAGAGAAGUACUCCGUUAUAUGUCUCGAUUUUCUUAUUGAAAAAGAGAAGCAGCCGGAGGCUUCGGCCUUUCGCGGAGAUUACGCGCGUCUCUUGUGUGCUAUAGUGUUCUGCAUUUUCUUCACGUAAAGCUUGGACAAAGGAACCAAUACUGAUCACGGACGAUCUCUGGAAGAGAAAUAUUGGACGAUCUUUGUGUUGCUGCGAAGCAGGGACAACGGGUAAUUAGAGAGCGGUGAACGUUGUUCUGGGAGGAAGAAAAUGCCGCUUCCUAAGCGACUGGUGGAGCCAGUGCUCGUCGCACGGGGCACCAUCCCUGAGAACUUUCCUCUCCCCUCAGAGUUGGAGGCUGUAACGAAUGGCACGUUGGCCAACACGAUCAGGCAACUGUCCAGUUUAUCGAGGCACGCCGAGGAUUUGUUCGGCGAGCUCGCGAGGGAAGCUCACGGGCUGAGCGACAGGGCCAACUCCUUACAGGCCAGGAUAGAUCGGCUAGCCGUCAAAGUUACUCAGCUCGACAGCAACGUCGAGGAAGUUUCGCUACAAGAUAUACACAUGAGGAAAGCGUUCAAAAGUUCAGUGGUGUUCGACCAACAAGUCGUUUCCAGGGACACCAUGCCAACGGCCAUGUUGGAAACUUACCAUCAAUGCGAUACGCCACCACCGCUCGAUAAACUUAACGUUUACAGGGAAGACGGCAAAGAUGGAUUAAAAUUUUACACGGAUCCGAAUUAUUUCUUUGAUCUCUGGAGUCAGGAGAUGCUGAAAGAUACCGAGAAGAAGUUACACGAUCGAGGGAAAAAGCCGCACAGGCCUCGGAACGAGGGUGGCGGUGGUGGUGGUGGCAGGCAUAAGAAGCGUAUAAGGCAACCGCAUAACACGAGAGAAAGGCAAAGGCAGUUGGCCGUUGGCCACGGCGAGUAUAUUAUGCCAACGCAAGGUGUCCAAUACAGGGCGCCGCACAAUAUUCAAGAUGAAUCGUUGCUGGAUAUGGUGAUGACUGGAUACGGCGCGCCACGGCCACCUAGGCCGAACAGUAUCGAGCUUAGACGAAGUUAUCCGCCCGAGGAGCAACACCUCUACAGCCCUCCGUCUUCUGAUCAUUAUAGGGUGGCAAAUUUCGUGGCUCAGGGUUAUGAAGAGAACUUGUACGGAUCGCAUUAUGGCACGGGGCAAGGGCAAGCAGGUAGCGAAACGUACCAGAGCCCUGGUGGUCAAAGCACCCCGAGCAGGGGUGGUCGAUCACGGCCAUCGCAACCACCUCCAGCCCCUCCGAGCAACACUUCUAGCAAUUCUACGCCCACCGUAGCCUCCGCCAACAACACUCCAACGCGGGGAAGAUCAAUGAGUACCGGUAGAGACACCCUUCCACCACCACCUCCCCCUCCUGGUGAAACUAUGUCUCCUCCUCCUAUGAAUGGUUCAAUACCGUCGCAUCUACUGAAUAGAAAUGGAAGCCGUUCGAACAGCCCAUUGCCCAGUCAUCACUCCACGCCCACCCCGCCAAAUCAUUCGACGCAAAUAGGAACGGAUGAAACUGACCCCGCUCCCCAAGACUUGCCACCUCCACCUCCCACCCCCGACCCCACACCCCCUAGACCUAUCUCUCCGCCCUGUAAUAUUCCACCCCCACCCCCACCACCUCCGCCACCGCCUGUCGCCAACGGACCCUCGCCCCCGCUCCCAUUGACCAACGGCGAUAUCGCUAAAAUGAUAGCGACCAAUCCACCCAAGUUGAAACCUCUGAAACCCUUGAAAAAUAUCGUGGACGGGCAAUUGAGGAAGCCCGUCAACCCAAACAUCCCUCUUGUCGAUCCGCGGAACGAUCUACUUAAAGCAAUUAGAGAUGGGAUAAAAUUACGUAAAGUAGAGAAGAUCGAGCAAAAGGAAGUGGAGCGCGUGAACGCGUUGAACGACGUUGCAUCCAUAUUGGCGCGGCGAGUUGCUGUAGAGUUUAGCGACAGUGACUCGGCAUCGGAGAGCGAAUGCGACAGUGAAGGAUGGGGCGAGCAGGAAACGAAUCUCGCGUGACCCAACUCUCUUCCAUCUACUGCCACUGCCUCCUAGAGAAAUGGCUGACGAUUCUUUCGUUUCGUUCAUUUUCAACGAAAGUUCGACUUCUGUUGUUGUUGCUCGUCGCACAAGCCACGCACUUUGUUCGCGUAUAAAAAAGGAAUAGAAAUAAUUUGAUUUCAAGUUGGCGUGCAUCGAAGAGACAUCAGAUUCGAAAAUAGAAACGAAACGAACGAAUUUCGUUUCUCGAUUGUUUAUGUUGAGUUUUGUUAACUUACAGAGAGCAUAUAAGCGCGAAUUAUUUUAAAUAGUAUCAUUAAAAGUAUAAGCAUAGUAUUGUAAGAAUAAUUAUUUUUAUUAUGCACCAUUUUAUUACCUUUAACAGGGUUUACUUUUUUUUUUUUUUUGUUUAUCAAAGAAUAUUUAAUAACUCCUUUUUUUUUUUGUAUAAAGUAAAUAAAAAGAUUAAUUGUUUUUCAUGUUAAUUACAAGGCUCAAUUUUAUAUAUAUAUAUUUAUCUGAAGAGUAUGAUAUUCUAAACAUUUAGCUUUUCUUAGACGAUUCUAGGAAUCGUCAGCCAGAGAUCUUUUAUUUAUUGAGAGAGUCUAUGAGAAGUGAAUGUAACGGAAGUCUAAGUUCUAUGUAAAUUUAGAAUAUUUUUGAGGAGCUAUAUAUUACUUAUUUUUUUUUUUUUUUCUUUAUUGACAGACGCUUCCAAUUUGUUUCAUUGUUAACAAAUAAAAGUAUAAAAUUUUACUGAAAUAUAUAUAAUUGCAUGUUUUUUUCGAUUUUCCGAUUUCUAAGCAGAAUUCAACGAACGUAUGACAGAUUAUCUAGAGUAGUAAAAAAAGACACGUAAAUAACAAAAAGUACGCACAUGAAAUCAGGCGUCGAUUUCCUAUUAUUGCUCGAUGUCGAACAUAGAGUGAUUUCUUUUCGACACAUUCCAUGAUAAUGUUAAUAUCACGUAACAGAAUAAAUUUGAUUGUUAUUCAUAUUCGAUCGUCCAUUGUUAUGAUGACGAUAUAUAUAUAUAUAUAUAUCUUUAGUUAAAAAAGUCGACUGCUCCAUAUAUGUUAUAAUAUAUUGUAUGUGACAGUGCAUAUUGUACGUGAACUAAACCAAACUCAGAGUUAAUAUUUUUGUUCUUCUUUUCGUGUAUAACUCUGUACAAUACCUGUAUCUUAAAUGUUUUUGUAUGCUUGUCAACUAUAUACUAGAUGGGUAUAUGUAUGUGUGCUCUAUUACAACGAGAGUAAUAAACAAGAGUUUUCCAAUUUUUUCUACGUUUUCAAGUGAUCUUCCAUGUCGCAACCAUGAUAAGGGGCGAUAUCGUGGGAAAUGGAAUAUUCUUUUUAUCAGCGAAGUGUCGAAAACCAAAAUACUCCACUUUACUUAUAAGAUGUAAGGACAAUGUAAUUACCGAAUGAGUGAGAGGAUUCAUAUUUUUUAGUAUUUAGCGGGAGAAUAUACUAUACUAUACUAUAGGGGAAUAUACUACUGUUGAGAAUUAUAAUGAGAAUUACAGUUGCCAAUUUUAAGCAUAAAAGAAAAAAAAUGAUUGUGAUUUAUUUUGCAUCGAUGUUGAUAAAAUACGAUGAUUAUUGAUAAGAUAUGAUAUAUAUGUAUACAUAAACGAUCUAUAUAUAUAUAUAUAUACAUAUAUACUUAUUGAUCAUUAAGAUUAUUGUAUAAUCUUAUGCGCUCGAACGAUGACAAAUGUUCAGGAAAUUUGUUUUUAACCCGUUUAACUCGUUUCUGAACUCGUUACCUAAAUAUUUAAUGAAGCAAGAGGAGUCUUAGUUGCGUAAGAAAGAAAAUGAAGUUAGAAAGAACCUCUUGUUGGUUGGUUAGUUGAUUGAAUUAGCAGUUUUUUCUUUUAUUAAUUACAAAAAAUGUUCGAUUGAUUCGAACCGCGCGAAAAGUAAUUUAUAUUUAAUAAUUUUCGCUGACUAUUAGGGAAGCAGCGUUUUCUUGUAUAAAAUUUGCGAGGUUAAGGAAUUAGGUUAAAACUGGGUCGCUCCAUGAUGUAGCAUACGAUUCACCGGCAACGACAAAUGUAAAUUCAUAUUAUUUUAAAAUAUAGUCAAAAAAAAAAACGCUACUAUAUAAUAAUAAUAAUUAUUAUUAUUAUUAUCACAUAAAAAGUUGAUCAGUCUCGUCUCUACUAUGUUUAUACAUACUAUAUAUAUAUAUAUAUACAUAUACAUACAAAGAUAAUAUAAUUCGCAGUAUAAAUUCGUUAGAUAUAAGACUAAUUAGCCGUACGUAUAUAAGUACUUUUAGCUACUUUGCCAACUACAACACAGUAUUUAUGGAAAAAUUUUUUUUGUAAUACGACGAAACGAUGAGAACAAA
This is a messenger RNA of Apis florea (little honeybee), 5024 nucleotides long. It is a transcript of the gene SCAR, whose product is annotated as wiskott-Aldrich syndrome protein family member 3 SCAR. Gene Ontology annotation, cellular component: cytoskeleton; SCAR complex. Lineage: Eukaryota; Metazoa; Arthropoda; Insecta; Hymenoptera; Apidae. Gene Ontology annotation, molecular function: actin binding; protein kinase A regulatory subunit binding; Arp2/3 complex binding. Gene Ontology annotation, biological process: positive regulation of Arp2/3 complex-mediated actin nucleation; actin cytoskeleton organization. The record is from RefSeq and is a predicted model, not a curated record.